Penicillium arizonense is the source of this 516-nucleotide messenger RNA. RefSeq lists its product as uncharacterized. The record is from RefSeq and is a predicted model, not a curated record. The transcript is spliced from 2 exons. NCBI's taxonomy places the organism in Eukaryota, Fungi, Ascomycota, Eurotiomycetes, Eurotiales, Aspergillaceae. The annotation marks the transcript as partial.
AUGUCCCCACGUAACCCAUCGGGCUGGCCAGAAUGGGAGGAGAAGAUCUGGUGCCCUGGCUGGAUGCUCAUCGAGCGCUGCCUGUGGAAAGCCCGCUCCGACACAUAUUAUGACCAAUAUUGGGUGGAUCGAAGCGUUGAAUCUUUACAAGGGAAAAAGUACCAUAUUCUGCGGAAGCAGAGGCGCACUGGCGCCAAAUCUUCCCAGAAUCCAGGCAAACCAAAGCGAGCAGGCGUCGUACGACGCUCCGUGGUCGAUAGCGCUUCACAGUCGAAUCUUUCAGCCAAGACCCCUGCCCAAAGGAACAUCGACAAAUGGUUUCAAACAAUUCUAGCGGCCGAUCCUAACCUGCCUGACGGCAGCAAAAACCCAACUCAAACGAACCCUAUUUCAGAGGAUGUCCCAAAGUCAAAGGACUCGAGCACGAUGGUGGUGCCCUUGGAACAGGCCCGCCUACACAUUUUCAUCCUUGUUAUGCAAAACCAGGAGGAUUUCAUUGGAGUGGUUAUGUGGCCC